AUGGCGGUGGGCGAGGGCGCGCUGGCCCCCCAGGUGCUGACACCUCCCGGGGCCUGGCACGUGGAGGCCAACCCGGGCUCUGCCCACCUGGCUGUCAAUAGCGUCCCCACGCUCCCCAGGGAGCCGCCACGGGAGAGGAGACGGAGGAGGGGGCGAGGCACGCCUGUGGGUGACCUCGUGUGCGGGAAGGACGGUGGCUGGCAGGCAGAGGGUGUGGACGGCGGGGAUCCCUCGGAGAGGCAGAGGACCCAGUGGAGCCCACGCCUCUCAACCGCUCUGUUCCCUGCCCGCCCCAGCGCCAUGCCACCCAGCCACCCCUCGCACCUGCCCAGCCUGAGGCUGGCUCCUGUGUCCACCCCAGUGGGUGGACAGCAGGGCUGCGACAGGUGGGACCGAGGGUGGCAGCCGGAGGCCUGCGCCCAUGCGGCUACUUCCGAGCUGCCAUGGCGAGCAGAGUCCUUGCGACGGGCUUACCGCGAGCCCUCGCCCUUCGCCCUGAGCGAGGAGCGCUGUGUGGCCAAGCUGCGCAGCAGAGGGGCUGGGGCUGAAGGAUGGGAGGACCAGGGCCCUGCGAGGGCAGGGGCUCCAGGAGGCCAUGGGGGCCACGGGGAGUCGUCGGCCACAGCAGCAAAGGCCAGCCUGCAACUUCAGCCCCUGUGGGGUAGAAGGCUGGGGGGCGAGAGGGUCCUGGCGGCAGAGACCACGUCCCAGCAGGAGCGGCUGCAGGCCAUUGCGGAGAAGCGCAGGAGGCAGGCAGAGAUCGAGAGCAAGCGCCGGCAGUUGGAGGACGACCGCAGGCAGCUGCAGCACCUGAAGUCCAAGGCCCUGCGGGAGCGCUGGCUGCUGGAAGGGACGCCGCCCCCGGCCUCCGAGGGGGACGAGGACCUGAGGAAGCAGGUGCAGGAGGACGAGCUGAAGGCGCGGCUCCUGGAGGGCUCCGUCUCCAGGCUGGAGAAGGAGAUCGAGGCGCUGGAAAACGGAGACGUGGUCCCGGCUGCCGUCCCAAGCCCAGCCCGGGGCCCAGCACCAAGCCCGGCCCGGGAGGAGCCUAAGGCAGAGGUGGUGGUGACUUCACAGCAGACCCCGGUGGCCACGCCCAAAGGAGAGAAGCGUGUCCCCAGCACCCCCGUGAGGACAGCUGAUGGCGCCACCAUGAUGAAGGCAGUGGUCCACGCCGUGGAUGGCACCGCCGAGAACGGGAUCCACCCGCUGAGCUCCUCCGAAGUGGACGAGCUCAUCCACAAAGCGGAUGAGGUGACGCUCAGCGAGGCAGGGUCCACAGCCGGGGCCGCCGAGCCGCGGGGGGCCGUGGAGGAGGCCAUCCGGAUCACGCCCUCACGGCGCGGGAUCACUGGCGUGCAGGCACAGCCGGGGGAGGCCACGUCGGGGCCCCCAGGCAUCCAGCCCGGCCAGGAGCCCCCCGUCACUAUGAUCUUCAUGGGCUACCAGAGCGUGGAGGACGAGGCCGAGACCAAGAAGGUGCUGGGGCUUCAAGACACCAUCACGGCGGAGCUGGUGGUCAUCGAAGAUGCGGCUGAGCCCAAGGAGCCCGCGCCGCCCAACGGCAGUGCUGCCGAGCCCCCCGCCGCGGGCUCCACGGCGGAGAGGCUCCGUACCACAGACACCCACCAGCCCGGCCCCCAGGGCCCGCCCGCCCUCCACCCACAGCCUCACGGGCCCCAGGACACGGAGUCGCACCUGUCCCUCCCGAGCGUUCUUCCACGGGAGACAGGGACAGGGUCCCCGCCUGUUACCACGUCCUAA
Tupaia belangeri chinensis (Chinese tree shrew) is the source of this 1764-nucleotide messenger RNA. RefSeq names its product paralemmin (gene PALM). The transcript has 12 exons. Gene Ontology annotation, biological process: positive regulation of filopodium assembly; regulation of cell shape; negative regulation of adenylate cyclase activity. The coding region runs from base 1 to 1764 and encodes 587 amino acids. NCBI's taxonomy places the organism in Eukaryota, Metazoa, Chordata, Mammalia, Scandentia, Tupaiidae. The record is from RefSeq and is a predicted model, not a curated record. Gene Ontology annotation, cellular component: plasma membrane.